Notolabrus celidotus (New Zealand spotty) is the source of this 2884-nucleotide messenger RNA. It is a transcript of the gene nucleolin, whose product is annotated as nucleolin. Lineage: Eukaryota; Metazoa; Chordata; Actinopteri; Labriformes; Labridae. Gene Ontology annotation, molecular function: RNA binding. The record is from RefSeq and is a predicted model, not a curated record. The transcript has 15 exons. The coding region runs from base 214 to 2175 and encodes 653 amino acids.
GCGUGGGCACGACGCAGACGUCCCUCCCUCUGAUUGGUCGAGCCGGUCGUGUGGGCGUGGUGACGUGCACGCGCAGAGCAGUAGAGUAACGAGCGCGGCUCCAGCUUCUCUGUCUUUCCUGUCCAAUGUCCCAUCGAGCAGGCUGAGCCACGUGUCGAGCUGUUCAUUCCUCCAAACGUCCAUUCUUUCUUUCCUGAGACACUCAACAGCAUCAUGGUGAAGUUAGCGAAGGCGGCAAAUAAGCCAGUAACCCAGAAGAAGAAAGCCCCUCCACCCCCUAAAGAUGUGGAGGAGGAGUCCAGUGAAGAAGAGAGCAGUGAAGAGGAAGAAGAGGCGGCUCCCCCUAAAGUGGUGAAGAAAGCCACUCCAGCCAAAGCCGCCCCGAUCGUCAAGAACGGCGCUGCUGCCAAGAAAGCAGAAAGCGAGGAUGAUGAUGAAGAUGAGGAGGAUUCUGAUGAGUCUGAGGAAGAGGCCCCUCCUCCCAAGAAAGCAGCCAAGCCAACCAAGGCCCCAGCAAAGGCUGCACCUGCAGAGGAGUCCUCCGAGGAAGAUGAGGAGUCUGAAGAGGAGGCCCCACCUCCCAAAAAGGCCGCCAAGCCAGCUGCCAAACCAGCUGCCAAGGCUGCCAAAGAGGAGUCUGAAGACGACGAUGAUGAUGAAGAAGAUGACUCAGAGGAAGAGAUGGACACCGCUCCCGCUCCAGCUGCAAAGGCAAAGAAAGCCGGCAUGGUGAAGGCCAAGGAAGAGUCAGAGGAGGAUGAUGAUGACGAAGAUGACGAGGAGGAUGAUGAUGAGGAAGAUGACGCCCCGGUGACUCCUGGAAAGAGGAAGGCCGAGAGCAAAAAGGACACACCUCCUGCCAAGAAGGCAAAGGCAGAAGGCGAAGGUUUCUGUCUGUUUGUUGGAAAUUUGAACUCCAACAAAGACUUUGAAGAAAUUAAAGGAUCUCUGAGGAAGUUCUUCACCAAGAACGAUCUUGAGGUCGCUGAUGUCCGGCUGGGUGGAUCCAAGAAGUUCGGCUAUGUGGACUUUGCCACUGAGGAGGACAUGAACAAGGCGAUGGAGCUGAACGGCAAGAAGAUCAUGGGUAUGGAGGUGAAGCUGGACCGAGCCCGCAGCAAAGACAGCUCACAGGAGGGCAAGAAAGAGAGAGAUGCCCGGACACUCUUUGUAAAAAACCUUCCCUUCUCUGCGACCCCCGAUGACCUGAAGGAAGUCUUUGAAGAUGCGGUCGAUGUCAGGUUACCUCAAGGCCAGAACGGUUCAAACAGAGGCAUUGCCUACAUUGAGUUCAAAUCUGAGGCCGAAGCUGAGAAGAUGCUGGAGGAGGCUCAGGGAGCUGACGUGCAGGGACGAUCCAUCAUGGUCGACUUUGUUGGAGAGAAGAGCCAGAAGGGGGCUAAAGUGGCAGUGGCUGCAGGAGCUGCGAGCAAAACACUGGUAGUGAACAACCUGGCCUUCAGCGCCACAGAGGAGGUCCUACAGUCAACAUUUGAGAAGGCUGUUUCCAUCAGGAUCCCACAGAGAGACGGCAGGCCCAAAGGUUUUGCUUUUGUAGAGUUCGAGAGCACAGAGGACGCUAAAGACGCGCUGGAUAACCUCAACAACACAGACAUCGAAGGCCGGUCAAUCCGCCUGGAGUACAGCCAGAACAGCGGCGGCAGAGACGGGGGCAGAGGAAACUCAGGUCCAACAAAAACCCUCUUUGUGAAGGGACUCUCUGAGGACACAACAGAUUCAACCCUGAAGGAUUCGUUCGAGGGUGCCUCAGCAGCCAGGAUAGUCACAGACAGAGAAACCGGAGCAUCUAAAGGCUUCGGCUUCGUGGACUUUGACAACGAGGACGACUGCAAGGCUGCAAAGGAAGCCAUGGAAGACGGCGAGAUCGACGGUUACAAAGUCACCCUGGACUACGCCAAGCCCAAGGGUGAAGGCGGCUUCCGUGGAGGCCGAGGCGGCGGCGGAUUCGGAGGUGGAUUCGGCGGCCGUGGCGGCGGCAGAGGAGGUCGCGGUGGAUUCGGAGGCGGCGGCUUUGGCGGACGUGGUGGCGGCGGCGGCAGAGGAAGGGGAGGUCCUCGUGGAGGUGGACGUGGUCGUGGCGGCUUUGGAGGUGGAAGAGGUGGCGGCGGAUUCGGAGCCAAACCUCAGGGGAAGAAGAUCAAGUUUGAUGACUAACUCUUAGUCUGUUUUACUUUUCGAAUGGACUCUGGUUUCAUCACUUUUCAGAGCUUUUGGACAUUCCAGAAAGCGUCAUUGAUAUAUAUUUAACUGUUAACGGGCAUUUUAGCCCUUAAUUUAGACCCUUCAAACCUCUCCCCACCUCCCUGUGCCAGACUGGUACCCCUGACCCUUCAGCUAAGUGCUACACGUGAGCACUGAAUGUCCCUUAUUACAGACCUGCACCCCUCACCCUUGUUAGCUUACUUGCUUUUCCGAAGGAGUUAAAUGGAAAGGGUCUGGCAAACAAGUUUGCUGUGAAAAAAUCCGCUCGUCUUUGUCAGAUACAUUGUGUAAAUUUAAACAGUUUGUAUGAUUUUCAUUUUACCUUUUGUAAAAAAAAAAAUACACUUGUAUCCAUAUGUUUUUGUUUUUACUUUGUUUGUCAUUUAGUUUGCUUUAGGUGCCAAGUUUUACUGUAAUGUGCAAAGCAUAUUUUGAUAGAAGAUUUGAGUCAGUGCUCUAGAGUUGGAUGUUAAGAAAAAGGCAAAGAUGUUCUGUCAUGUUUGUUUGAUGGGGCACAGUCAGUGUCUGAGUCACAGAGGAUGAAAUACCUCUCGUCUAUGUAACAUAAAAUAUUUGUAGUGCAUUGACUAAUUUUGUCCCAUCUGAGAAUCCCAAGAUUUUCACGUUGCAAAAUAAAAUCUUGUAGGUGGUGAUUUUUAAA